AUGUACACUCUUGCAGUUAUGAAUUUGACGCUAGGCGAAUACUCAUCGGCGUUUCAAGUUGCCCUCAUUGUCGAAUGGGCUCUUUUAGGUCUCAACUUCCUCGAAAAUACCCUAGUGUGGUAUAUGAUCCAUUUCACUUCACAAUAUCAUCCAAAUUUGUCUCUAAUUUUCGAGCAGCUCAGCAAUCAGUAUUUUGUUUCGCUUCUUUCUCGAAUGUUUAUCAUUUAUAUGCAAAUAAUUGAGCCCAAUUUAGAUGUUUUACUCGAAAACCGUUACUUCCUAUUUGCCACGUGGCUUCGAAAUUCCCUAUUAUUCACCGCGUUUUAUUGUGCACCAUUUCUGGUGUUUGAGCGCGUUUUCGCCACAUAUUAUAUGCGGGAUUACGAAACAAAUCAAAGACGAUGGAUUUCUUACAUCAUCGUCGCAUUAUUCUACGUCUAUCCAAUUUCGAUGGCGCAAAUUUUCAUUUUCGAAGAAAACUCUCGCCAAUAUCAAAUUUUCGUGAUUGCUCUCGUCAAUUUUAUCGCAUUUCUUCUAACAAUUUAUCUCGGAAAAUACAACAAAAUGAAAUAUGACAAAUUACGAAAAUCGCUAAACUCGAAAUAUUCGUUGAGUGCUCGAACUCAACUCGCCGAAAACAUUAACAGUUCUCGGCCAUUCCAACUGCUAUGUCUUCUCGUGGCGUUGUUCAGCCUUCUGAGCAGCUCUCUCCUCCACAUUGAUGAGUUCACAUCAGAUGAAUAUAUCAAAAAUGUGGCGUACGUGGUGUUCAACAUUUGCUGUUGGUCCUAUGGUACAUUCGUUCCAAUCAUUUUGCUAUUUUUCAACAAAAUGUGGCAAAAGGAAAUGAAAUCGUUGUUGAAUAAAAUGACAUGCCAAUCUAGCGUCGAACCGCAGCUCGUCCGACCCACCACAACCAAAGUGGCCGACACAUUCGGAAAUAAUUGCUACGUCGCCGACUCGAUGCACACCGACGUUUAUUUUUCUCAAUUCAAUGCUGAAUGGUGA
Caenorhabditis bovis is the source of this 1008-nucleotide messenger RNA. NCBI's taxonomy places the organism in Eukaryota, Metazoa, Nematoda, Chromadorea, Rhabditida, Rhabditidae. The record is from the annotation of a GenBank genome assembly.